AUGGUCCGACUUUCCGUCCUCGCUGUUAUUUUUACUGCCAUUAGCAGCGCUGCUGCCAUCAACCUGACAAAGGUUUGCCAGUGCCUCUAUGCGGAUGGCUCCCACUGUUGUGUUCUUCUCCCUCAGGGCUCCUGCCAAGAUGAAUGCCGUUACGCUGGUAAGGGCGACAACAAGUGUAACGCUGAUGGAAAGUACUCUAAUGUGAGCUGGUUUACUGGUGUUGGUCGUCGCAAGUGCGGUCCUGAAUAA
Molecule: messenger RNA, 249 nt
Organism: Fusarium coffeatum
Lineage: Eukaryota; Fungi; Ascomycota; Sordariomycetes; Hypocreales; Nectriaceae
Exons: 2
Coding region: 1-249 (82 amino acids)
Source: RefSeq, a predicted model, not a curated record